AUGGGUUUUACUUUGAUAGUAAAGAGAUCGAACGUUCAAUGUAUUACUCGAACAAACCCCCUUCAUAUUGUUUGUUUUAAUAGUAAAAGGCACGUCAUUAGUAAUAGGAGAACUCUUAAUGAAAAGCAACGUAUUGAAAGAAAUUAUAACACUGUCAUAAAUUCACAAGAAAGCACCUCGAGAAAGAGUCAAAAUACACAAACGAGACGAACUCCAUCACCUCAAUCAUCACCAAUUCCCUCAGAAAUACUUCGAGCCUCAUUACAAUUUGUGCCCGAAUAUGGGUGGUCAGUAGAAUCGUUAUCACAUGGCGCAAAUUCACUGGGAUUCCCUUCGGUUAGCCAUGGACUAUUUCCGAGAGGCGGUUUGGAUUUGAUUGAUUACUUUUUGGAGGAUUCUCGGAGGAAGAUGGUGUCUGAAUUGAACAAUAAGAUGGACGGUUUAAGAAUACCACAAAAGAUUAUGCUGGCAUGUGAAACUAGGUUAAAUUUCACAAAACCUUAUAUUAAAAAGUGGCCGGAGGCGCUUGCACUGAUGUCACAUCCAGCUUAUGUGCCAAUGUCUGUUGAACAUCUCGCAAAGUUGGUUGAUGAUAUGUGGUAUUUGGCCGGUGAUAAAAGUGCUGAUGUAAAGUGUUCUCCGUCGAUCAUUUAUCGUAUUGUGUCAAUGUUUGGUUCUGCUCGUAAGAAAUCAACAUGUGAAACUAUUUUGAACAAUUUAGAAUUGUAUAUGACACAAGAUCUAUCACCAGAUUAUAUUGGGACGCGUCAAUUUCUAAGUAGGAGAUUGCAAGAUAUCGCGACCUUUGGAAAGACGGUUAAUGAAAUUAAUACCUUUGUUGAAUUCACCACAAGGUCUUUUAUAGGAAUACUUGCCUCAAAAGGCAUUGGAAGGUUCG
Molecule: messenger RNA, 898 nt
Organism: Acaulospora morrowiae
Lineage: Eukaryota; Fungi; Glomeromycota; Glomeromycetes; Diversisporales; Acaulosporaceae
Source: the annotation of a GenBank genome assembly